UUUUGGAAUCUCUCCUUUAGACGAGCUUGAGUGUCGACCAAUUAUCUCAUGGCCUUGGCAGCUGUUGCUAGGCAGAUUAUUCUAAUGACUCAUGGGCGGUCUUUCUUCCCCCCCCUUCCCCCCCGUUCUGCAGCUACCAUUGUGAGGUGAGGACAGGUGGGCGGGGAUGAUCUGUGGUGAGGCCCUAGGAACCGGCCUGGACACGAAACCGUCACCGAACCCCUUCAGAUCAUACCGCAUUGACUCAAGGUACAACAGACAUAUGAAUCUCUUCAGACAAGCUUAGUUGCACCUCAGAACUACCUCAGAAUGGAGUCCCAUGGCCAAGAUGACAUGGAUUUGAAAGCGGAAACUGCUCAAGUGUGGUCUGAAUCAGUUGAGCAGGACCAGAACACUACUCAGGUCCACUUUGUCCCUGACAAUGGAACAGUGGCGCAGAUUGUGUACAGUGAUGACCAAGAUCGCCCUUCCCAGCAAGUGGUCUAUGCAGCUGAUGGCACCUCUUACACCUCUGUAGACACUUCAGAGCAUACGUUAGUUUACAUCCAUCCUGUGGAAGCCACUCAGACUCUUUUUACAGACCCGUCUCAAGUCACGUAUGUUCAGCAAGAUGCAGAGACACAGCAGGUGUCAAUACCAGUUCACAGCCAAGCGUUGCCUCCUAUGGAGGCCGUGGAUGACCCAGACUCUCUUGAAACAUUGCACAACCCAAUGGGUAGCAUGGAAGCAAAAGAUCAAAAUGAGGAGGAGAGGGAGGAAGAGGAAGAUGAGGAGGACGAAGAUGAGGAGGACGAAGAUGAAGACGAGGAGGAUGAAGAUGAAGACGAGGAAGAAGGGGAAGACACGGACAUGGAGGAAUGGGAUCCAGAUCCACCUCGUCCCUUUGACCCAAAUGACCUGUGGUGCGAGGAAUGCAACAACGCACACCCCUCGGUUUGUCCAAAGCAUGGGCCCUUGCAUCCUAUCCCUAACCGACCAGUUCUGACCAGAGCCAGAGCCAGCCUCCCCUUGGUGCUUUACAUAGACCGAUUCCUGGGAGGGGUCUUCUCCAAGCGACGGAUCCCUAAGCGCACACAAUUCGGUCCUGUGGAAGGACCCCUGGUUCGGCUGUCAGAGCUGAAGGACUGCUAUAUUCAUCUGAAGGUGUCCCUUGACAAAAGUGACAGGAAGGACCGGGAUCUACAGGAGGAUCUUUGGUUUGAGUUGUCCAGCGAAGCUCUUUGCAACUGGAUGAUGUUUGUGCGCCCUGCUCAGAAUCACCUGGAACAAAAUCUAGUCGCCUAUCAAUACGGUCAUCAUAUUUACUACACUACAAUUAAAAAUGUUGAGCCUAAACAAGAACUCAAGGUUUGGUAUGCUGCCUCCUAUGCAGAAUUUGUCAAUCAGAAAAUCCAUGAUGUAUCGGAGGAGGAGAGGAAAGUUCUCCGAGAACAAGAGAAAAACUGGCCGUGUUAUGAGUGCAAUCGACGGUUCAUGAGCUCCGAACAGCUCCAGCAACAUCUCAACUCCCAUGAUGAAAAGCUGGACUUCUUCAGCAGAGCAAGAGGCAGAGGUCGUGGACGAGGGAAGCGAAGGUUUGGUCCAGGAAGGCGACCUGGCCGUCCUCCAAAAUUCAUGCGCUUGGAAGUGACCAACGAAAAUGGGGGGAAGUGUGCGGAAGAGAGCCAGGACUUGCUGCCCUUUGCCAGUAAGGGGCAGUUUGACGAAGCUGGGCAAGCCACCCUAAAUGGACUCGACCAACCGGAGCAGACCCCGGUGGCCCCAGAGACAUCCUCCUCCUUGGACCAGCUGCCUGAAAGCCAGUCCUUGCAGCUUCAGCCACAGGAGCAGACGGUGGUGGCUACCCCAAGCCUGAUGACAGCAGACGACAUGCGGCGAGCAAAGCGUAUCCGGAAUGCAGCCCUCCAGCACUUAUUCAUCCGGAAGUCAUUCCGUCCGUUCAAAUGCCUGCAUUGUGGGAAGGCGUUCCGUGACAAGGACAAAUUAGACCAGCAUUUAAGGUUCCAUGGACGGGAAGGAAAUUGUCCUUUGACCUGUGAUAUCUGCAAUAAAGGCUUCAUUAAUAGCAGCGCCCUGGAAAGUCAUAUGAAGUUCCACCUGGAUCAGAAGACCUACUCUUGCAUUUUCUGCCCCGAGUCCUUUGACCGUUUAGACUUGCUGAAAGAUCACGUGGCCAUCCACAUUAAUGAUGGCUGCUUCACUUGUCCUACCUGCAAAAAACGCUUUCCGGAUUUUAUCCAGGUGAAAAAACACGUGCGCAGCUUCCACUCGGAAAAGAUUUACCAGUGCACAGAAUGCGACAAGGCUUUCUGUCGGCCCGACAAACUGCGACUUCACAUGUUGCGGCAUUCAGAUCGCAAGGACUUCCUCUGCUCCACCUGCGGCAAACAGUUUAAGAGAAAAGACAAGUUGCGAGAACACAUGCAGAGAAUGCACAAUCCAGAAAGAGAAGCCAAGAAAGCGGACCGAAUUAGUCGCUCCAAAGCCUUCAAGCCCCGGAUCGCCUCUACGGAUUAUGAGAGUUUCAUGUUCAAGUGUCGCUUGUGCAUGAUGGGUUUCCGACGACGAGGCAUGCUGGUGAACCAUUUAUCAAAGAGACAUCCUGAUAUGAAAAUUGAAGAAGUGCCAGAGCUAACACUGCCUAUCAUCAAACCUAAUAGAGAUUAUUUUUGUCAGUACUGUGAUAAGGUUUACAAGAGUGCCAGCAAACGGAAGGCCCACAUUUUGAAAAACCACCCAGGCGCAGAACUUCCUCCCAGUAUCCGAAAGUUGCGCCCAGCAGGCCCAGGAGAGCCGGAUCCAAUGCUGAGCACGCACACCCAGCUGACUGGAACAAUCGCCACGCCGCCUGUUUGCUGUCCUCACUGUUCCAAGCAGUAUAGCAGUAAGACCAAGAUGGUGCAACAUAUUCGCAAGAAGCACCCGGAAUAUCCCCAGAUCCCAACGAGUACAAUACACGUACCACUCACAACCGCAGUCAUUAGUGCCACUCCUGCUGUCCUAACUGCUGACAGCACUUCCGGAGAGACCGUUGUGACAUCGGAUUUGUUGACUCAAGCCAUGACGGAGCUGUCCCAGACUCUGACCACUGACUACCGAACCUCGCAGGGUGAUUUUCCACGUAUUCAAUAUAUUCCUGUAUCACAAUCCACAGCUGGCUUGCAACAGCCCCAACAUAUACAGUUGCAGGUUGUGCAAGUGGCUCAGGCUACCUCACCUCACCAGACCCAGCAUUCCACUGUAGAUGUUGGCCAGCUACAUGACCCUCAGUCAUACACCCAGCAUGCUAUCCAGGUACAGCAUAUCCAGGUCACCGAACCAACCUCUGCAGCCCCAUCAUCUUCACAGGUUGGCAGCCAGCCCUUAAGUCCUUCCCAACCAACUCAGCAGGAACUCAGCCCUUCCCAGAUACAGACAACCCCCCCCUCGCAAAAUCAAUCACAGGCAGGUUCUUCAGUCCAGCAAGCCUAUCUUCCCAACACCUGGAACUCGUUCCGCACUUACCCCUCCGAGAUUCAGAUGAUGACAAUCCCUCAGGGCCAGUAUGUGAUUGCAGAGACAGCUGUCGGUCCUCCUGUCACAACGGUGACCACAGGGCAAGUCAAAGCAGUUGCCCAGACACAUUAUGUGAUCGCUGAAAGUCAGCCCGAGCUGGAAGUCAAGCCAAACCUGUCUCUUUCGAGCGGCAUGGAAGUAGAUUUGUCUCAGCCACCUGUCCAUGCCGACUCUUUGGACUCGCAAGCGGCCAGCGAGCAGCAAACGACACAAUACAUCAUUACGGCCACCAGCAACACCAACGGCGUCGGUGACCUGCACAUUGAAAAGCCAUGACCUUGGUUUGCAGCAAAGAACGAAAAAUAUGCGGCACAAGGGACGUUUGAAAUCUUCAUCCCGAAUAGCGAAGGCGCCCAAGAGCUCUUUGACAAAGUAUAUUUGUACACCCUUGAAGUUCUACCUUACAUGCUGAGGCUUUGCAGAGCAUCAGAUCUAAAUGAAACCCAGGCAAGACCUUACAGGACGCCACCGUUCUUCUGGACCCGGUGCACAAAAAUGGACACUAAGCCUCUUCUAGACCUCUCCCCCAAUUGAUUCUCCCCCCACUUCCCCAAUUGUGGACAGUUUUUCAGCAGCGGAAACAAAGUUGCUGAGCACAUAACCAUUGCCAGAGUCUAUCUCUCGUGUACAUUUCAGUUGCUUACAUUUCUUUCGGCGUUAUUAUUAUUAUUUUCCUAAAGUUGCCUGUGAAAGAAGAAAAUGCGCAGCUGGAAAGGGAGAAUUAAAAUAAACACGCAGCCUCGGAACCAAGACUCGAUUACCAGCCAUUCUUUCCUGACCGUUGUAUGACAGAGAAGACAGUGAAACUGUGAAGCUGUGCAGAACGCAGUUAAAUUAUUAAGAAUUAGGUGGUUGGUAUUGUUCAAAUACCCCCGUGUUUACAUAACCAUCUGCACUGCCCAAAUAUUCGGUCCUAACGAGGAUGAGGGAAACUUCCUUGGAGGCCCCAUAAGCCUCAUGAAAUCAGAGGAGUUUGAAAAACACACAGUCUGAGCCAUUUGUGUCUUUGAUUGUGUUGUGUCUUUAUGAAACAGGGAUUCACCUUCCUUUUCUCCUCAAAACCAAUAAAAAGACUCAGAGAUGGUU
Molecule: messenger RNA, 4641 nt
Organism: Notechis scutatus (mainland tiger snake)
Lineage: Eukaryota; Metazoa; Chordata; Lepidosauria; Squamata; Elapidae
Gene: PRDM10
Product: PR/SET domain 10
Molecular function (GO): protein binding
Source: RefSeq, a predicted model, not a curated record